CGGCGAAUAGUGCCCUAUGGGAGGUCGCGAGCUGGGGAUUGGCUAUAUUUCUGACGGGGGACGGGGCCUAAGACUCCGUGGGUUUCCCGCCGACGGUUGGCCGCGUCACGUGACAUGGGUUGGAAGAUGGCGUCUCCCACAGAUGGGACAGAUUUGGAAACAUCUUUGCUAAGUUUUGAGAAACUUGACCGUGCCUCUCCAGAUCUGUGGCCAGAACAAUUACCAGGUGUUGCUGAAUUUGCAGCUUCUUUCAAAAGUCCUAUCACUAGUUCUCCACCCAAAUGGAUGGCUGAAAUAGAACGUGAUGACAUCGACAUGUUGAAAGAACUAGGAAGCCUCACCACAGCUAAUUUGAUGGAAAAGGUACGAGGUCUACAGAACUUGGCCUAUCAACUGGGGCUGGAUGAAUCCAGAGAAAUGACACGGGGGAAAUUCCUCAACAUUCUAGAGAAGCCCAAGAAGUAGCAGUUGCUUAUGGACAGAUGUCCUGAGGACUGUCACCAAGUUCCCCUCCUAGUGCAUCUCUGAUGAUGCACACCUCAUGCUUCCUUGAGAGAGUCCAGAGGCUGAACCUCCAGGGUUGGCCCUUCUCCCCUGCUCCUGACACUCCACACCUCUGAGGACAAUUAGCAGCAAGAGAAGAAUCUGCUCUACCCAAGGAUCAUUGCCUUCACUCAGUCAACUUCAAAGCUUCGAUGUAGGUAACACCAGAGGUCCUGUUACUUGCUUUUUUUGUUUGCAGAAGCAAUUCAGGAGCCUCGGGAUCCUAUAGUUGACCUGAAUCUAUGGUGACAGUCAUUUGUGACAUAUGGGUUGGAUGGGUUCUCUUCAGUUGUACUUGAUCUCUUAGGAAGUAUUCAUGAUGUGCGAAGAUCAAAGACCAGCUAGAUUCUGGACCGACUAUACAUCCUGCUUGACCGGUAAAUAUAUAAAAUAGGAUAUAGAAUUAUAGGAUACAUAAUUGCUUCCAAGACUCCACAGCUAGAGAAGCCAGAGUCUUUUCCGUGUCCACCUGCUUUGCAAACUUCGUACCUCUCGUGUCACUCCUGCUCUCCCGCCUUCCACUCCCCACCUCUCAGCCACUCAAAGGUCAGGCUCCAGGUGCGUGGAUCUCUAAGUAGUUACUCCCUCUGGGGAUUAGCUUACAGAGUGAAAGGAAAGGACCAUGCUAUGUCACCUUAGGUUCUAGUCCUUAAAACCAAAGUGAAGGUGAUAAAAAGGACUUUAGAGUUCUAGUUGAUCUGUUAAAGAUAUAAAUGAAAGAGUGUAGCCUGGAAGAUAGAAGAGCAAGGUUUAAUUAGAAUUCCCAUCUGGUUGAAAAGCUAGAAGUCUAGUGGACCUCGUACAUGCUCUCAGAUGGUAGCAGUGUCUUGUCCCCCUCAUCUUCCUCACGGAGCACAUACCAGAUGUUUCAUCUAUGUGACCGAAGUGCAUGCACACGACACACACAGACACACGUUAGAAUUUCCUGGCUUAAAUACAACUUUCAUGGCGUUCUUCACCAGUUGUUUAUUUCUGUUAAAAUCUGAAAAUCCCACAAAUGGGUAAAAUCAAUUAUAUAUUUCCUCAUGUGUUUCCAGAAGUACAUAGAGUUUUUGUGGAAAGACUAUCUCUGUGGCAAUAGUCCAGGGGAGUUUGGAUACAGGAGAAGCUGUGGUGAGUGAGGUUUGUGGUUGUGGUUGUGAAUGUGCUAGGGCAUGGCACUCUCAGUUUCGGAGCCAGUCCUGUGAUCAUUUUCUGUCGUUUACCCCUGUUUCUCAUGCUGAAGUUAAUUGGACUUUUCUUUCAUUUAUGCCAUUUAAUUAUCAACAUAAUUUUACUUUUUAAAAUUUAUUUUUUAUUUUAUUGUUUUGAUUUUUCAAGGUAGGGUCUCCCUCUAGCCCAGGCUGACCUGAAACUCACUAUGUCAGGGUGGACUCAAACUCACAGCAGUCCUCCUACCUGGGCCUCCCAAGUGCUGGGAUUAAAGGCAUGUGCCACCAUGCCCAGCAAUUUUACUUUUUGAAAGGAAUAAAACAGUGGGUACAUAACAAAAGAUGAAUAUGAGAAGAGAAAUACUCCUAGAAGGGCCAGUUUUAGAGGCUUUGCUUUUAACUUAACCCUAUGAUUGACAUUUCUUGGUCUCACUAAAUGCGGUUGAAGUAUAUAUGUACAACUGGUCAGAAAAUAGUGCCACAAUGUCAAAUUUAUUUCUUCACUCUAUUUUGAGAGUUGAUUAUAUCAGGCACUUUUAAGUGUUUGGGGAAAUUGAAAAGUGUGUGUACUGGGAUUCUUCCCCCAAGCCAACUCCAGUCUGUGAUGGGAAGUCAGGUAGUUGGUUUUCUGACCUGCUCUGGCCUCCUCCCUAUACUGUCAUCCUAUUCACCAGCACUUAAUGUAAGUAGAUGUUUUAGAUUUGCAGUAUUUAUUGUCUUCAGAUUUAUUGUUCUUAGAAAUGUUAAUGACAUAUUUUUAUAUUGAUAAUAUAAAUUUAUGUACAGUGUAUAUGUGUAUGUACUUUAGGAUGUUAGAGGAUUGUACUUUGUAUAUAAUGUUUUCUGUGUCUUCAUAAUAAAUAUCUAUUGUAGAAGAAACCAA
Molecule: messenger RNA, 2577 nt
Organism: Jaculus jaculus (lesser Egyptian jerboa)
Lineage: Eukaryota; Metazoa; Chordata; Mammalia; Rodentia; Dipodidae
Gene: Lin52
Product: lin-52 DREAM MuvB core complex component
Exons: 6
Coding region: 115-465 (116 amino acids)
Biological process (GO): regulation of DNA-templated transcription
Cellular component (GO): DRM complex
Source: RefSeq, a predicted model, not a curated record